Messenger RNA from Arctia plantaginis, 1380 nucleotides. The record is from the annotation of a GenBank genome assembly. Lineage: Eukaryota; Metazoa; Arthropoda; Insecta; Lepidoptera; Erebidae.
AUGUUCCCGUUGACGAGGUUUUCGUGCAUUAAAAAAGCACCUGGUUACUAUGCUGAUGUUGACACAGGAUGUCAGGUAUACCACAUGUGCGACGGAAUGGGAAGACAGUUCAGCUACAAGUGUCCCAAUAUGACACUGUUCCAACAACGCAUGCUCAUCUGCGAUCACUGGUACAUGGUCAACUGUUCAAUGUCCGAGAGGGAUUAUGACGCUAAUCUCCUCAUUGGUCAACGCGACAAGCCGUUCGUGUCGGACGAUGAGAUGCGCCUUCGCACUCCUCGACCGGACAUAUUGUCUAUGCCACCUUACAACCCGUACUUCGACGAACUCAAGACUGAUACUAAGGUUGAUGAAGUAGAAGAUAACGACCUGGAUACAAAGCAAAGUCAGAACCUUUUCGGAGCCAAUCGUCGCCAUGAUACAAAUGUAGGCAAAAAUAAUAAUAACAUCGAUCAAGCUGAAGAAACCAAACGACAAUUCAAUUCACCACGUGACCAUAAACCCCUCAAGAAUCAUUCAAAAAUAAAUCGACCAUCAGUAGAUUUAUUGCCGCCUUACUCUCCAGUGACUGCAAGCUCAAGCGAAGAAGAUUACGAUGAAACCACUCCACACGCUGAACCGCCCGUUUUUAAGUUCCUCAAACGUUUCGAUCCAACUUCUGAUGAAGAUUCCAAAACUGCGAUAUCAAAAUCAGAGAUUAUAGAAUUAAAUUCGGAGCUGCCUGAUGAACAAGUAAGCGACGAAGAUGAUAGAAAUAUCAGAAAAACUAAAAACAUCGACAACAGCAAACUAAACACUUUUAAAAAUGACAAGACGUUCUCGGACGGUUCUAGAUAUCAUUCUGUUAAUACCAAAUCUAAACCUGCUUCUGAAAAUACAUUUAAAACUUUUCAAAAGAAGACAGGUAUAGAAGAACCUGAAAAAAUCCUUCUGCCACCAAAAACCAAGUCUGAACCGAUUGCUUUAACAACGUUAGGACCGCCAAUUUAUUAUGAAUGGAGAUGGGCCGUACCAGCUUUUGACUUAGUUCCUCCCAAAGAAGAUAACGAAACCAGCUCUGCCAAUUUACACCAACCAAGAGCGGUUGGGCAAUUUGAGGGCACAAACCCAUUUAGCGCAGUAACAAGACCAGAGCCAAUAACUACAACUCCUGAACCAAGUCAUGUAGAAUAUAACAUUAGUUCUUAUUUUGUGCCUGACUACGUUUUUCCCUUGGACAAAGAACAUCCUGGAUACGAGAGUGAUAAUGCUCAAACAUCGUUCCAAGUGAAAGUAGCUAGGCCAGGGAGGGCAAGCUACGGGGAGAAUCCAAAAUGUCCCCAAUGCCACCCAGCUUAUCUGAUACCUGGUACCUGCGAACCUUGCAUCGUAGAACGGUAA